GCUGUUCUUCACGGCGGGCCUCCAGAGCAGCGCGGUCUGCAUCCUCCCGGAAGACCCGCAGGAGGUCAAGCGGAGCUUCUUGACGCUCUUCGGCGGCGUUCCUAUCAAGGACCACUUGGACGCGUCGUGCCUCAUGCGCAGAGAUACGGACGCUCGCAUGCACGCGGCCAGGGUCAACUUCAAGCAGAACACCAAGUGCGAGGUCGGUGACGACAUCUUCGAUGGUCUAAGUGGCACGAAGGUGCCUCGCCUGAAGCAGUACAUGAAGCUUGUGACGAAGCACCAGGGCGACUGCUCGCAGGUCGUGUGCGCGGACUUGUCGCAAAAUCCACAGUCCCGGUGCGUGAUGAUGCCGUUUUUCCCUUCGGCUGCCACGAACGCCGAGCUGCUUGGGAUAGAUGGGCCAGCCGACAAGACGUGCCACGUGUUCACGCACUCCGAGCUUUCAUUCGCCCGCGGGUGGCCUGCCAUCGAGACCAGCGAGUCCGCCGCGCUGAAGGCUACCAUGGGCCUUGCAUUCGAGCCAGAGGGCAUGACCAUCAACCAGGCUCGGCGUCUCCACGGCAACGCGAUCCAUCUGCCGACGAUGUCAGCAUGGUACUGCUUCAUCAUGUCGCACACCAUCAGGCGCAACAUCGUGAUGGAGUUCAAGCCAGACGGAGGCGCGAACUGGCGCGUGCUCAUUGCUUCCGCUGUGGCUGCUCGCCGUGCUGAAGCUGCCGCUUCCGUCGCUGCUACUUUUGCGGAGGUCUUCGAGGAUCUUCCUGGCGACGGCGACGGCCCAGCGGCAUCUGGCGGCGCUAGCAGCAGCCGCGAUACUCUGGCUUUGGCUGCGCAGGCAGCGGCCGCGCCAAGGACCCCCAUCCAGGCCUUCAACUCCCACCACUCGGGGCAGCAGCGGCAGCGGAGCCCUAUACAGAGCCCUGAGCGAAUGAGCCAGCAGAGCGAUGCGAGCAUCCUGUCGGAGGCCACCCUGGGGUUUUAG
Molecule: messenger RNA, 985 nt
Organism: Prorocentrum cordatum
Lineage: Eukaryota; Dinophyceae; Prorocentrales; Prorocentraceae
Source: the annotation of a GenBank genome assembly